This is a messenger RNA of Lodderomyces elongisporus, 2037 nucleotides long. RefSeq lists its product as uncharacterized. The record is from RefSeq and is a predicted model, not a curated record. Gene Ontology annotation, cellular component: membrane. Bases 1 to 2037 code for a protein of 678 amino acids. NCBI's taxonomy places the organism in Eukaryota, Fungi, Ascomycota, Pichiomycetes, Serinales, Debaryomycetaceae. The transcript has a single exon. Gene Ontology annotation, biological process: monoatomic cation transport; intracellular calcium ion homeostasis; transmembrane transport. Gene Ontology annotation, molecular function: monoatomic cation transmembrane transporter activity.
AUGGAGAAGAAGAAGAUCGUACAGAUCUUGCUACUCAUCCAAUCGUUGCUAACACCGCUAGUACUAGCCCAGUCAAUUCAGAUCAGAGAUGAGUUAGAAUCAAACCAAUGCUCGUUGCCUCAAACCAAAGCGCAUUCGCAAACCCCCUUGACUUCAAAGCAAAUUUGUGUUUAUAUUGAACAGAAUUGCGAUACUUUAUAUUUCAAGAUUGCACAAGUAUACUAUUGCAAUUAUCACACAGUUUCCUCACUCGUCUUUAUAUCCUCGGUGAUCAUCUUUGCAUUAUGCCUCAUCUUACUCGCACUAAGCAUUCUUGUUUCCAACUACUUGUUUAGAAACCUAAACGAGUUGACAACAAAGUUUGGCUUGAAUAACCAAAUCUUGAGUUUUAUCUUGAUCCCAUUGACCAAUUCCUUUCCUGACUUGAUCAACUAUUUCGUAGUGUUGAAAUCGGGAAGUUCAAAUUUGGUCAUUGGCCAAUUAAUGGGCAGUUUAUUAAUUAUGUUCACAUUGAUUAUUGGGCUUAUUGCAAUCCUAACAAAGAGCUUUACUGUCGAACACCCCAAACUAUUAAUUAUUGACCUUGCAUGGAUCUUGGUUGUAUUGAUUUUGUUUUCAUACAUUUUGUCAGACGGAAAGAUUACACAAUUGGAGUGCAUAAUCAUGAGCGCCGUUUAUGUUGCAUACAUUGUGUUUCUUAGCGUUUUUGAUAAAGACAAAUUGAAAAAUUACGACGAAGAGUUGGUAAUUUGCCACGAGGAUCACGAUCAUGUACUUGAACAGCCAUAUAAUAUUGAAGAUGCACUAAGUAUAAUAUCAAACGAGGAACAUACAGGAUAUGGCUCAAUCACAAGUCGAUCGAGGACACCUUCACCUGUUAAUUCACCGUUGAAUUCUCGAUGCUCUUCACCAUUGCCGUCACCAUCACCAACAUCAACAUCAAUGUCGAUCUCAAAGUCAACACCAUUACCACUAAUUGAUGGUAUGGAGACGCAGAAUGCAGAGACUUUGAAAACUGGAGAUUCUUCAAAAGACGAUGAUUACUUACUGGUUAAGUAUGUACCAAAAAGAGUUGUGUCUGCUUCUGUAUCGCCUACAUCACUGCCCCCACUGGCGUUACUGCCAGCACCUCAAGUUUAUCAACAACAAACACCUCACCCAGUAUCAAGACAAUGUCUGUAUCAAUACCAACAACACAAUGCCCAUUUCAGUAACCCCAAACUCAUUCUCACACAUUCAUUCCAAGCAAUAUGCAACUGCAUAGACUUUGUUCUCAUUUUUCUCGUCCCAUUCCACAGGUGCAUCGAGCAAGAAGAUUGUCAAUGGAAAAGCAAAAUUCGACAUAACAGAUUCACCGCGAUUUGGUACUAUAUCGAAAUCCCUUUAUUAUUCAACUAUCAAUUCUUUGAAACCAGAUGGCAGUAUCUUGUACCUGCUAUACUUUUUUCACUUCCACUUGCAAUUGUUGCCUCGACAUAUCUCAACCAUGAUGCUAAACUUGUCAUUACUUCAAUCACAGGAAUCAUUGCAAGUCUUGUUGUGAUUUCAAACAUUUCCAUUUACAUCCUUCAAAUACUCAAGAAUCUUGGGUUAAUGUGGAAAAUAUCAGAUUAUCUAUUGGGAAUGAUGGUGUUUGCAAUAAGCAACUCCAUCAAUGACGUUAUAACUAAUAUUACAUUAUCGACAAAGAUUAAUCCAAUAUUGGGUAUCAAUUCAUGUUUGGGAACACCAUUAUUGAUUAUAUUGUUGGGAGUUGGGUUCAAUGGUUUAAUGGUGAUUCAUAACGCAUCAUCUCAAGGACAUGGAUCUGGUAAUGGUAAUGGCAAUGGUGUUGACUUUUUAAGUGGGAUAGGGCGUCAUUCUAUCCACUUUGACCUCAAACCAAGUGUAAUCUUGGAUACAACUGCACUAAUUUUCACCAUCACGUUUAUCUUGAUUUAUUUGCCGUGGAAUAAAUGGAGAAUGGAUGUGAAGUUGGGUGUGAUCUUAAUAUCAUGGUAUUUUGUGGUUACGUUGAUUAAUUUAUACUUGGAAUAG